ACCGCCAGCUGUCAAAAACUAAACUUCCGUUAAUCAAUACCGGACAUACUUCAGCUACUUUGCUACUGAAUUGUGGCUGUUUCGGGUUUAAAUAAACAAAGCGAGUCGUUAUGAGGCACAGACACUCUUCGAACAACUAGCUGUGGACGGCAUUUCGUUUUAUAUUGGACUCGGCCUUAAAGAUGGAGAAAUUUGAAGGCUACAUCUUCACUGCUCUGUGCAGCAUCAACUUUUUCGUCUCCUGCCUGCUGUUCUCCAGAGUCACACGGGAGCAGAGGGAGCCUUACAUGGACGAAAUAUUCCACGUUCCGCAGGCUCAAAAAUACUGCAGCGGCAAAUUCAACGAGUGGGACCCGAUGAUCACCACUCUCCCGGGCCUUUACCUCGUCUCUGUGGGAGUCAUCAAGCCCGUGGUGUGGCUGGCCGACCUGACAGGCGAGGUGGUGUGCUCCACGGCCAUGCUGCGCUUCGUCAACUUGCUCUUCAACUGCGGCAACCUCUACUUGCUCUACCUGCUCAUCUGCAAACUGCACGUCAGGGACAAGACGCGGUCGUCCUCACGGAGAGUCCUCUCCGCGCUGUCGCUGUCCACCUUCCCCGUGCUUUACUUCUUCAACUUCCUCUACUACACAGACGCCGGAUCUACUUUCUUCAUCCUCUUCACCUACCUCAUGACGCUCUACGGCUGCCACAAGGCCUCUGCGCUGCUCGGCGUCUGCUCCAUACUCUUUCGCCAAACCAACGUCAUCUGGGUGGCGUUCUCCGCCGGCACUCUGGUGGCCGCCAAGAUGGACGAGGCCUGGAAGGUGGAGCAUGCGAAAAAGAAAGAUGAGAAGUUUCCCCCCACGCAGGUCCCGCUAUCGUUCUGUGGAGCGAAGAAAAUAAUGCAUUUCACCCUGGAGUUCUUCACCUCACCCAGUCACAUCAAAUCAGUGCUGCUGGUGGCCUGGCCGUAUGCAGUGGUGGGCGCUGGUUUCCUCGUGUUUGUGGUGCUGAAUGAUGGGAUAGUAGUCGGGGACCGGACGAACCACAAAGCCUGCCUCAACUUCCCCCAACUCUUCUACUUCUUCUCCUUCAGCCUCUUCUUCUCCCUUCCUGUCUCACUGUUUUACCACCGCGUGCUCCGCUUCCUGCAGGCUCUAAAGAAGCAGCCCUUCUUCUUCCUUUUCAUCACAGGCAUCUCCUUGUUCCUAGUGUGGAAGUUCACCUUCGUUCACAAGUACAUCCUUGCAGACAACCGCCAUUUCCCCUUCUACGUGUGGAAGAGGCUCUUCCAGAGGCACGAGCUGGUGCGCUUCUUUCUCGUCCCAGCGUACAUCUUCGCCGGGUGGAAUUUCUUGGACUCUUUCAAGUCGCGCUCGCUCUUCUGGAGUCUGGCCUUCCUGGCGUGCCUCCUGGCCGCCACAGUCCCCCAGAAGCUGCUGGAGUUCAGGUACUUCAUCGUUCCGUACCUGAUGUACCGCCUGCACAUGCCCCUCCCGUCCCUCCCUAGACUAAUUGUGGAGUUUGUUCUGUACACGGCGGUAAAUGCCGUCACGCUCUACAUCUUCAUCGUGAAGACGUUUGUCUGGCCGGACAGCACAGCCACACAGAGGUUCAUGUGGUGAACAGAGUAUGUGAGGGAAGACUCGUAUUGUAUGAUAUACUUUAAGGUGAAAGGAGAAUCAGAAACAGUUGUUGCUACUGUUUAGUUUCUCUUUUACAACAGCUACAAACCUGAACACUGCCACAGAGCUGUACAUUUACUGUGAAUUAGCUUAGGUGGCCUGGAUUUGAGUUUUCCCAGCAUGCAGUUACCUGAUGGUAAGCAUAUUUUCUUUGUUUUAUAAUAUCUUCAUAUUCUGUGAAACCUUUUUCACUCUUGUGUUGCAGAUUGGCAGUGGAAGCUAAUUUUAAUAGGAAAAUACAUAAGUUAUUAGCUUCCAGUUUAGUUGGAGAGAAUUGCAUUCAUAAUCCAUAAAGAUGUCCCCUCAACCCGUUUCCUGUCAUAUUUUUACGCAGGCAGCAACAAUGACUUAUUCCUGUGGCGUGUUGGACAAAUCACCUGUACUAAUCUGACCCAUUUUAUUUCUUGUAUAACAAACUGUACAUAUGUUUUUUUUUUCUACUUACCUAAACAGGUUUCAGUUGGAACAUUUUCAGGGAAGAAACAAUCAUGUAAUUAUGAAACUUUCCUAAAGGCUUCUUGCUAUUGACCGGGCUGGGUGUGUUUCUUACAAUAGAUGUAAAUACUGUGGUGAGUCCUACAAAAAAGUAGUUGAUAGCACAAAUGUUCUGUUCAAAUGUUUACAUGAUUUGUAAAUAUGAUUUAAGAGACCAAAAACAACAGAGCCAUAAGUAAAUAACUGCUUUUAGCCUGUGAAGAACACGUUUCAACAGAAAAACCUUAUAAUCAUGGGGUUAAAUUGAAAAUAAUCAUGUGGAUUUUUACUCUGGGGAGCAAUAAGGAUCAGCCAGAGUCAGUUCAGGAUUCUGCCAAUUUAGAAGUGUGGGCCUGAGUUUCGUCAUGAGUUUAAUCAUAAGGAUACGAGGAAAGAUUUUGUUUGCGGAGAAGAGGAGAAAUUUGCAUUUAAUUAUUUGUGCUGUCUGUAGCUAAUUGUUUUACUUCCUGUCCGUCCUGCUGUAUGUUGUUCCACGUGUUGUUCAAAUCUGUGUGUAAAUAAAAUGUCUCCUGAAACAUAAAACAA
Betta splendens (Siamese fighting fish) is the source of this 2687-nucleotide messenger RNA. It is a transcript of the gene alg10, whose product is annotated as ALG10 alpha-1,2-mannosyltransferase. Gene Ontology annotation, biological process: dolichol-linked oligosaccharide biosynthetic process; protein N-linked glycosylation. The transcript has 3 exons. Gene Ontology annotation, molecular function: dolichyl pyrophosphate Glc2Man9GlcNAc2 alpha-1,2-glucosyltransferase activity. The record is from RefSeq and is a predicted model, not a curated record. NCBI's taxonomy places the organism in Eukaryota, Metazoa, Chordata, Actinopteri, Anabantiformes, Osphronemidae. Bases 183 to 1607 code for a protein of 474 amino acids. Gene Ontology annotation, cellular component: endoplasmic reticulum.